UCUCCCCUGUAUGCCGCGUGUCGCCCUGGAUUCCUGCUCUGGUAGUUGUUCGCUGGCGGCCCCGAUGCAGGGCUACCUUGUGUGUUCCUCAUGUCAUAGAACUACUUGAGAAAAACUUGGAUUACACUGAUUCUACGGUUCGGCUCCCAAGGGCGGGGAAGACGUCCUCCAUGGACAGGUGAUCGUCACGAGCCAUGCGACAUCCUCGGCGACAGCAGCACAAGUACGGCACGCUGUCAUGGGCCGGCGGCGGAGGUGGUGCUGCCUGGACGGAGGCAUGGCCAGCGGCCUGGCCAGCUGCAAGAGGGUACGGCUCCGUUCGGGUAUGUCCCGCAUCCAGGUUUGCAGCCAAGAUGUCGGAACCGGCUUCUCGGUGCGGCUCGGUCGCUUCGCGGCGUUCCAUCCUGGAAUGUGACGUCACGGCGUACGACCUCAUCAAGGAAUACCUCCGAGGAAACCACGAAUCACCUGUCGACAGCGACGUGGACGACCUAAACGUGAACGCUCUCGUCGCAACCAGAUCAGAACCGCAACCUGCCAAGAAACCGCCAGAGCCCGUACCGGACUAUGACGACGACAGCGACGCGGUAGUGGACAUUGGACGCUUUCGUGACCUUCGUGUCUGCUACUCUCCCUCGCCAAUACGACGAGCUACCUCUCGAAGGACCGCUUCUUGUUCACCGCCACGACAACGGCACCGCUGGAAGACCGCCUCCGCGACACCGAUUGACCCCGGUCGACGUAGUAUCCUCAAGAAGCAGAACGAGGGCGAGGAAAUCGAGCACCGUCCAACGCGACGGGUUACUUUCUUUGGAGGUACACCCGAUGAGCCCCGGACUAGUGUGUGGGCGCGGCGAAUCGAUGACUCCUGCACAGGAGCCUGGGAGAUGCUGAGAGUGCCUCGCGGUCCUCGUCGUCUACCGAGGCCUCAGUCGUCGCCUCCUCCGCCACCGCCGCAGCUGCCACCACCGCAGUUACCUCUGCAACCUCCGCCACCUUUGCCGGCGAGUAGGAGACCUUCACAACACAUUGAUCGGAUUGUUCUGGAAGAGCCCCUACAGAAACUUACUAUUACUUCCGCAAAGAGAAUUGACGAGGUCCAGCCGUCGGUCACACGGGACAAUGAAGCCAUAAAUGAAAGGUUUACACCUAGCCCCGUCGAAGCGCACGGCAGCGAGAGGGACCACGCCCCCGACCAGGCUGCCGAAGAGAAAUCGGGCCAAGCUACAACAGUAACAGUCACGACACAGUCAAGCACCGGAACACGAGUCCUCAUAAGCUUGAACGGUCGCGUGAGCGGCAGCUAUCCAGUGCGACGUGGUCCUGCGAAACGACGGCCUCGUAUGCGACAUUCAGCACCACAACUGGGAGGGGAACAGGCUAGAGCACUCUUCAGCAAACAUACUCCAAUUCAGCCUCCGCCUCGACCUGAAGUCCCUGCCGUAAGCCCAGACGAGCCCUUGUAUGCGGACACAAUACCAAACCAUUACGAACGUGUGUCACCAGCUGAACCCCUAUAUGAAGAACUGCCUGACCCGAAACCCACGGAGCCUGAAAAGCCAAAAGUCAAUGGACAUAAUCGCGUGGGCUCCGACGGCCAGAUCUCGCGGUCGUUCUUUCAAGGUGCUUCCAAAGCAGACAUUCUUGGCUACCUGGAGGACGUCCGUGACCGUGGUCUCGCCUGUCUCGACCCGUUACACGAAAACGGCUACGACAACACGGCGAGGUACGACACCGUCGAAGGGCGGGAAGCGGACAAUUCGGACUGCAAGGAACUGGACAUCCCGUUCCCGCUCGCUAAUGGACACAACGAGAGAUGUGCGGACUGCAACCAGGAGGUUAAUGGAGAACAAGUCUGCCUCGAAUGUGAAAAGAACCGCACGGAACGUCGCGAGAUCAUUACGGAGAUCGUGCAGACGGAAGCGAAGUAUGGCGACGACCUGCGGAUCGUUAAGGAGGAACUGUACAGGCCCAUAGAGACAGCCGGAUUACUGAGCAAAGCACAGCUAGCAGAAGUGUUCCUGAACUUGGACGAACUUAUAGCAAUCAACGAGGAGUUCACCGGCAACCUCCAGAACGCGUUAGACGCAGCUACCCAAAGAGGAGACCAGGAUUACAACACAGUGCCGAUAGGUCAACUGUUCUUGAACUCCAUGGCUUCGUUCCUCAAAGCUUUCGAAAUAUACUGCGCUGGUCAGGCGGCUGCAUCAGUCUGCCUCAGCGCCCACGAGAAAGAUAAAGAACUACUAAGGAUAUUCCUGAGGGUAUCACAGAUGGAGAACGCGCUGUUACGCAGAAUGAACCUCGCGGCCUUCCUCAUGGUCCCCGUGCAGAGAGUAACUAAGUACCCGCUGUUGCUGAGCCGCUUGCACAAAGUGACGCCCUUGGGUCACAUGGACAGAGAUGCGUUACGCGAAGCCCAACUCAAGGUGGAGAAUCACCUGGACCGUAUAAACCAGGUAAGACACCGCGGUGCUGAAAUGGGAGCUCCGGGAGCAGCAACGGUGCCGUUGCAGUUAACACGUGCCGGAGGAUCCGCGACGUUGUGGCGCCGAAUCUCAAGUUUAUCAGCAAGACGGAUUUCGAACGGCAACGGUGGCAGCGUUGGAAGCGUUCGAUUGAGGAAGGCGGCGCUAGACCUACUUCGGUGGAGCCGCGAAGAAACCCGCUUCGUAAUGGCUGGUCGUCUCCUGCUCUGCCCUGUGGAAGCCGGAGGCCGAGCAGGAUCCGGUGGACCCAGCCGCUGCACGCUGCUACACGCACUCCUAGCCGUACUGGGCCGACCCAACUCAAACUACAGACCCGACCUGGCCCACGACAAUUCCCUCCUCUUCCCGAGGAACACCGGUAUUCGCGAUGGUGCCCUCGUGCUUGCCAAAGAAAAAGCUGGAAGGUUCAUCCUUCCUAGGGACCCGCUGUACCUAGGCGGCUGCAUCAUCAGCUGUGAUCCCGAAUGGAAGGACUGUUUUGAAAUUCAAGAGUACACAUCCCGGGAGGGAUUUCUGUUUAAGGCUGAGAGCAGCAUAGAGACGAGAGAAUGGCUAAAGCACCUGCGCUACCACGCAAAGGAUCUCGGCUCCUGGAGACGAAGAAGGAAUGCCCUGGCUAACAUCAUGAUUCACGGAGUGGACCGCUUUCCAUCUAACGGGUGCAAAGUGCUGAAGAACUCACAACCACAGAUUUCAUCACCUCCCAUCCAGGGAUGACCAGGUGUAACAUAACCCUGUAUACUGUAUUUCCUUGUACAUUGAUAGAAAUAAAUUUAUUAGAAGAGGCAAUUGAAAAACA
This is a messenger RNA of Ornithodoros turicata, 3288 nucleotides long. RefSeq names its product dynamin-binding protein-like (gene RhoGEF64C). The transcript is spliced from 10 exons. Gene Ontology annotation, biological process: positive regulation of Rho protein signal transduction. The coding region runs from base 195 to 3206 and encodes 1003 amino acids. NCBI's taxonomy places the organism in Eukaryota, Metazoa, Arthropoda, Arachnida, Ixodida, Argasidae. Gene Ontology annotation, molecular function: guanyl-nucleotide exchange factor activity. The record is from RefSeq and is a predicted model, not a curated record.